AUUUCCAGUUGGUCUUCGUUCGAGGAAAGGCUGCAAAGCACGAAUAAUUACUAUCCGAUACUUACUAUCCGCAAACACCACUCGCCAGGGGCCUCAUCUCGAGAUGAAUGCAACCACGGACUCAACCACAGGAUGGAUGCCCGAGCCAGACACGCGAGGAACCUUCCGGCUGGUCGUUAGCUGUCUCGCUACUCUGUCGCUUUGUGUAUAUACAGCGCUGCAUUUGAACGUCCUUCCGGGGCAUCCCGAAUCGCCGGGGCAUCCCGAAUCGCUAGCAAAGUCAACCCCUCGGCCGUCCACCGAAGCCUCCAGCAACACGCUCUUCGCUCGAUUGAAAAGAGCCCUCAACAUCAAACCCAAACCCCGCCUAGCCGAGGUAAAGUCUCUGCGAGCCCCUUUCUCGACGAUUUUCGUAGCAAAGACCAAAUGGGUACUUCUCGGCAUGUUCGCCCCCGAGUUGGUUGUUUACACGGCCUGGUCACAGUGGAGGACCGCGAGGAAACUGACAGGUAUUGUCACGACGCAUCUGCAGGACCAAUAUCCACCCGAAGAGCAGGACAAGCUUGAAUGGACAAUGACGCACAGCUACUUUGCCGUCAUGGGCGGGUUUGCAGUCGAAACCAACGACCUCGGAGAAGACGCAUAUGUCCCCGGUUCGCCACGGCUGCACUUGAGCGCCAACGGAGUCGCGAUUCUGGCCGAACUGGGCCAUCUCCCCCGGCUGUCUCGAGACUUUAUCCUCGACAAGAGCAAGGCCGACCACCUGGCCAAGACUCUUGUGCUGGUACAGGCUGGCUGGCUUAUCGUACAGUGCAUCGGUAGGGCCGCCGCGCAGGUGCCAAUCACCCUGCUCGAGAUCAACACGGUGGCACAUGUGGCCUGCGCGGUCAUUGUCUACUUUCUGUGGUGGGACAAGCCCCUCGAUGUGCGGCAUCCCGUGGUACUGACUGGGGAAUGGAAACGGCCUCUCACCGCCAUGAUGUGGAUGCUCGGUAACGCGCAAGAAAUCAAAGCCGGCCGCACAGCUUGGACUCGGCCUCCAGAGUUUGAAAGUCUUCUGCACCUUGUCCCUCGCCACACGAACCUGCCCCUGACCGUUGAGGAGGAUCGAGCAGACGGGUCGGCACAACCGCCUCGCCAAGAGGGGAUGGAGAUGAAGCCCCAGCCGACUACACCACCCGACAAAAAUAGUUCUGCUGCCAAUACCGCUCGAACCGUGACACCCUGGGACUUGACUGCCCAGCUCCAUAUCUCUCGCCGCGGAGCCAGCUCUGGUCAGGUCGAGACACAAAUCCUACGGGCGACAAGGGACCCUCAGCUCUUUGUCGCCUCCAACGACCCUGCACGGUUGCUCAAGAACAUUUCUCUCCGCGCCGGCGAAGUGAUGUUCCCUUUCGGCUUUGCCCCGAACCCGUCGAGCAGCCGCUUCAAGAAGCGGAACGUUUCAAAAUCAAAGGUGCCACGCUACUACAAGCCGCCAGUCAAAGUCGACAUCGAUCGGUGCGCCACGGCGCGGUGGGGGCUCGCGUGCAAGGCGUUGCAGGAAAACGAGGCCAUCUGGACACGGUACCGGCGAGAAGCCUUGACCCGCUCGCUCGAGCCCGGCGGUCAGCACGUAAUCUACGAGUACCCCGGGGCGCUGCUCGACCGUACGUUCCUCGACAUGGCGGUGGACAACUGGCCGGGGCGCAGCCUGCUGCCGCACUCGACCAAGUACACUGGCUACGUCUUCUUCUCGCUGUGCGUGCUCGUGUACGGCGGCAUCCACGCCAGCGCGUGGAACCACUACUUCCCGACCGACACGGAACAACUGCUACUACGCGUGUCGGCCGUCUACGUCGGCUGCUCGGGCCUGUUGUUGCUCGUGGUCAAGGCCGCCGACUGGUUCGUGGACUGGGUCCGCGACACCUUUUGGCAGGACAUGGACGCCGACAUGUGCGAGGGCGGCCUGUUCAGCUGCUGCGUCGAUUGUGCCCUCGUCUGCAGCGGUGCUCUCCUCGCCAUGGUCCCGCUCUACGCUCUCUUCGCGGCCGGCACGGCUUACGUAGUCACGCGGUUCUACCUAGUCCUCGAAGCGUUUCUCAGCCUCCGGGACCAACCCGUCGCCGUGUACCUGACGCCCAGAUGGUCGCAGUAUUUUGCGCAUGUCUGAGCGGGUUUCUCGUUGACAUUCUGGCCAGGACAGCUAGCAGCGAAUAUUACUAUACUUACUUGCAAAUUAGAGACAUUUUCACCGAUGUCCAUAUCUUUGCUCAUAAUUAUACGAGUGCGGAUGCGCUCGGGGAUUGCGAUCAAUGAUUGGUUACCGCACCAAGACAAAUUGGUUACCGCACCAAGACCAUGGUCGAGAUGAUGAUUAUGCCCGGUGAUGUCUUGGGUAAUAAUGCGCGGCAAAAUAAGACGUCACGUACCAGACCAAGCAGAGAGGCAGGAUCAUACCCGAGGUGUCUGGCCAAUGCCCUCCCGUCCGAUAAACUGGCGCUCACUCUACUACAACGACCAACACUGACAGCAGACAAAAGGCAGAUGUCCAUCAAAGUCAUCAACACGGCCUGUUGUUGUUAGGAUGCCGUCUGCAGAUACGCCACCGCCAGGCGAGCAAUCAUGAGCAAGACGAGUUCAGCAUCUAUCAGCCCCCCCC
This is a messenger RNA of Lasiosphaeria miniovina, 2641 nucleotides long. RefSeq lists its product as uncharacterized. NCBI's taxonomy places the organism in Eukaryota, Fungi, Ascomycota, Sordariomycetes, Sordariales, Lasiosphaeriaceae. The transcript is spliced from 3 exons. Bases 104 to 2152 code for a protein of 682 amino acids. The record is from RefSeq and is a predicted model, not a curated record.